Triplophysa dalaica is the source of this 1694-nucleotide messenger RNA. RefSeq names its product extra-ocular rhodopsin (gene exorh). Gene Ontology annotation, cellular component: photoreceptor outer segment; membrane. The record is from RefSeq and is a predicted model, not a curated record. Gene Ontology annotation, molecular function: G protein-coupled receptor activity. Bases 266 to 1330 code for a protein of 354 amino acids. Gene Ontology annotation, biological process: visual perception; G protein-coupled receptor signaling pathway; phototransduction. Lineage: Eukaryota; Metazoa; Chordata; Actinopteri; Cypriniformes; Nemacheilidae. The transcript has 5 exons.
AGGAAUGACCCAAGUGUUUUUCCUCUUUGUUGUCCUUCCUCCCGCUCACCUCCAAGGAUUAUCAAAACACUCUCUGACCUCAAUCUGUGUGUAACUCAAAAUUCCUCACUGUAAUCUCUCCUAUGCAGUUAAUCUGAGCUGGUGGGGGGCAUAUAAGAGAGUCACUUGUGUCCUCCAUUACUUGUUCUCAGGGACUUCGUUCGCUUACUAGCGAGGAGGUGUAAAAGCUCGUCUUUUUAUUUUACUUCUGACCGGUGAACCAAACAUGAACGGGACGGAAGGCCCAAACUUUUACGUGCCGAUGUCUAACAAGACGGGUUUAGUCCGCAGCCCAUUCGAGGAGCCACAGUACUACCUAGCAGAGCCGUGGAAGUACUCUCUCUUGGCGGCAUACAUGCUCUUUCUCAUCAUCACUUCAUUUCCCAUCAACUUUCUGACACUCUACGUCACUAUUCAGCACAAGAAGCUCCGCACACCUCUCAACUAUAUAUUGCUCAAUCUGGCUGUGGCUGAUCUGUUCAUGAUCGUGGGGGGAUUCACCGUCACCCUGUACACAUCCCUGCAUGGAUACUUCGUCCUGGGAGUCACAGGAUGCAACAUUGAGGGCUUUUUCGCCACCAUGGGCGGUGAGAUAGCCCUGUGGUCUCUAGUAGUGUUGGCUGUUGAGCGCUACAUUGUGGUGUGUAAGCCAAUGACAACGUUCCGGUUUGGGGAGAAACAUGCCAUCAUGGGGUUGGGCUUCACCUGGGUCAUGGCCCUCACCUGUGCGGUGCCUCCACUGCUGGGGUGGUCCAGGUAUAUACCUGAAGGGAUGCAAUGCUCUUGCGGGAUAGAUUACUACACUCCUAAACCUGAAGUCCACAACACCUCAUUUGUCAUCUAUAUGUUCAUCCUGCAUUUCUCUAUUCCACUUAUAAUCAUCUUCUUCUGCUACAGUCGUCUUCUCUGCACUGUUCGUGCGGCUGCGGCUCAACAGCAAGAGUCAGAGACGACCCAGAGGGCCGAGCGGGAAGUGACGCGCAUGGUGGUUGUCAUGGUGAUUUCAUUCUUAGUCUGUUGGGUACCGUAUGCCACUGUGGCCUGGUACAUAUUUGCUAAUCAAGGUACAGAAUUUGGUCCCGUCUUCAUGACAAUUCCAGCAUUCUUCGCUAAGAGCGCAGCACUCUACAAUCCUGUCAUCUACAUCCUCCUCAACAGACAGUUUAGGAACUGCAUGCUUACGACGGUCUGCUGUGGUAAGAACCCAUUCGGUGAAGAGGACACCAGCCAAGUGCUCUCCAGUAAGACUCAGUCUUCAGUGGUCUCGACCAGUCAGGUGACUCCUGCCUGAGCACAAGAACCCCUGACGUCACCGCGUGACCCGGACAAUCCCUCCAGAAGAUCCAUUUGGCCAGUCUGCACCCUCUCAAUUCACAUAUUAUGUGAUAAUCUUUAGCAUUUGGACAAUCACUUGAUAUAAUAAUACCGUAUGUUCUGAGCUGCAUGUGUCUGAUUGUGACAUAAACAUCAACAGUACCAAGAUAACUGUUUUUAUAUUUGUUUAGCCUUAAUCACCUGUUGUGAUGCUGCAUAACAUCAUUCCAUGUUAAGUUAAGAAGUUAACAGGAUAUGAGACGCGAGCGCUGGAGCCGUGAGACCACAAGCCCAAAUCAACUCUGUAAAUGUCUAGAUGUCAGUAAAUGUUGUCGGUGAAG